CGCGUGGGUCGAACAAAAAAUACAAAUGUAAAUAAAUACCGGCAAAAUUAUACGGAAUUAAUCAUUCCCGUGGCAAAAGCACAAAAUGAGCAAUCUCGGCGGUGCGGCUUGUUUUUUGUGCCUAAUAAAUUUAUGUUUCGGCGCUUUUACGAAAUGCAAGAUGGAGGACGACCAGUGCCUCGCCAAGGCGAUCGAAGACGGCAUCAAGCAACUACAACCCGGGAUGCCCGAAUUCGAAUUGCCCCCGCUGGAUCCUUUAAAAAUAGAUAAAUUGGUGCUGGGGAGGGGCACGGGGGCGGUGCAUCUCGUCCAAAACUACAGGAACAUCGAGUUGCUAGGAAUGACGCAGCUGACGGUGCCCAAAGCGCAUUUCGAUGCAGAGAAAAAGAUCCUCACAUUUACUACCGUGCACCCCAAUAUAACGCAGAAAGCCGAGUACUCCGCUGACGGCCAGAUUUUGGUGUUGCAGGUGUACGGUCACGGACGGUCGACGAUAACGUUCAGUAACUGCCGAUUAGACGUCCAGGUGCGUUUCAAAACGGUAAAGAAAAACGAUGAGACUUUUUACAAGAUAAGCGACUUCAGGACCCACCUGAUCGAAUUGGAUAACCUCGCGCUCAACUUCGAGAAUUUGUUCGACGGUAACAAACUCCUCGGGGACAACCUGAAUAAGGUCAUCAACGAGGAAUGGAGGGUGCUGUUCGAAGAUGUCGUGGACGAAGUCGAUAAGCAGUAUUCCGCCGUUGAAUUGAAAUACGCGCAAAAAUUGUUCGACCGAUUGCCAGUAAAAUAUAUUUUUGCCGAUUAAACCGCUUCGAGUGUAAAACGGUGACGCUCGGUUUUAUGACAAUAAAAAAAAUGACACAAAUUAAA
This is a messenger RNA of Cylas formicarius (sweet potato weevil), 873 nucleotides long. Its product is annotated as protein takeout-like. Lineage: Eukaryota; Metazoa; Arthropoda; Insecta; Coleoptera; Brentidae. The record is from RefSeq and is a predicted model, not a curated record. The transcript is spliced from 5 exons. The coding region runs from base 86 to 808 and encodes 240 amino acids.